AAAGUUCAUGACUCAGAGAGUCCAACAAGUGGUGACGUACAACCAAAAGGAGAACAAGUUUUCUGCCGCUGUGUUAGUGAGAAAAGGAGGAGAGAUAGAUUUUAGGGGGGAAGGGAAGAGAAGAAGGGAGGAGAAGAAAAAGAAAAAGCAUCUGACACAAACAGUGGGGCAAAGAAAGGGGGAGAGCAGGAGCAGCAGCGUGCUGGACGGCUGGAAAAUCAACGCUGGAGAGGGUUAGGAGGAGGAGCUGAGAGGACAAGACAGCGAGAAGAGGUGCAGGAGAGGUUAGGAGGAGAGCAGGAAGGCUUCAGAGACACUAGGAGGAGGAGAAGAAGAAGAAAAGGGACCGCAGGAAGAUCUUCUUAAAAGAGGGAACACAAUGUCGACGUCGUCAACAGAAAGCAAUCCUGAGGAUGUCACCCAGCGCAGCUUCUGGAUGCCUGGAAACUAUCACUGCACGGUGAAGCGCACUGAAGACGCCUUUCAGGCCUGUAACGACAUCGUGGCGUGCUUCCAGGAGAGAGCCCGCUUGGAGAGGCAGUACGCUCAGCAGCUCAACGAAUGGAGCAACAAGUGGAAACCAGUGGUGGACUCCAGUCCUCUGUAUGGGUCUCUACUAAAAGCUUGGCAGUGUUUCCUGUCCUCCGCUGACCGGCUGGCUUCUUUGCACGCCUCCAUCUGUCGCUCCCUGGUAUCGGAAGAUGCAGACCGGGUCAGGACCUGGCAGAAGGACACCUUUCACAAGAAGUUAUUUGGAGGCUUCAAGGAGUCCCAGGACAUUGAGAUGGGGUUUGCACGGGCUCAGAAGCCCUGGGCCAAACGGCUUAAAAAGUUGGACAAAGCUAGAAGGGCGUACCAUAAGGUGAGCCGUAAGGAGCACGCCGCUAAGGAGAGAGACCUGCAUGCUCAGGGAAACCCAGACGUUUCCAUCGACAAGCAGAAGAAGAUCCAGGAGGAGAGACAAGUGGCCCAGCAGGAGGCUGAGAAGGUCCGCGCUCGCUACGAGAAGGUCCUGGAGGAGGUGAACCGCUACGUUCCUCGCUACAUGGAGGAGAUGGAGUCCGUUUUCGACCAAUCCCAGGACGAGGAGCGACGGAGGAUUGUGUUUCUCAAGGAGGCCUUCCUGUCCAUCCACAAACACCUGGACGUCACCAACAACGAGAGUGUGAGGGCCGUCUACAAUGAGCUCCACAACACCCUGAUGGGCAUCGAUGACCAAGACGACCUCCGCUGGUGGAAAAACACCCACGGGCCCGGCAUGCCCACCGACUGGCCUCACUUCCAGGAGUUUUCACCCGAAAAGAAAUCGAAAAAGCCGAAGAAGGAGGUGGAAAAGAAAGGAACAAUAGAAAAGAGUGUGAUGAUCGGAGGAGUGAGAGUGAGAGCUCUGUAUGAUUACGUCGGUCAGGAGACAGACGAGCUCUCCUUUAAAGCAGGUGAAGAGUUCCUGAAGAUCGAGGAUGAGGAUGACCAGGGCUGGUGUCGGGGGAAGAAGGACGAAGGCUGGGAGGGGCUUUACCCAGCCAACUACGUGGAGGUGGUAUAGUGCUGCAUCAGGUUCUGCUCUGUGCAGCCUGGUUCUGAUCCCACCAGAAACAUCAAUUAAGUGCUUUCAGAACUGACAGCGUGGUUCUGCUUUAAAAUACGUUGACAUACAGAUUUUUGUAAGCUUUUUAAUUUCCUGAAGGAUUUCAAUGAAUGUUUUGAGACGAAGAUACAUGCAAGCGACUCCUUUAUCCAACUAUAGCAACUAUAAGCUGGAGUAUAAAGUCACACUAAUCUGUUUGGCACUUAAGCUGCAGUACAGGACUCAGCUUUUCUAUUUUAACUCUCUUUUCACAGAUUUUUAUAAUGCCUUUUAAAAACUCACUGCACAAAAUAUGAAUUAAAAAAAACAUUGAGGUACAAAUGAAUCUCAAGCAGCCGUACAAAUAUAGUCAGCCACGGCAUCUAAUGUGGAAAUUAUGCAACAUGUUUGCAAUCUAGCCUUCAAACAAAUAAAGCAAAUAAAAACAAGAUUGUUCAUUGUUCUGUCUCCCUGUUCUGAGCCCAGGGAGGAAAUGAACCUCACCGCAUCAACCUAAACCCUUCUGACCUUAGAUACAUCUCAGUUUGUGACUUUUUAAUCCUAAAAGCUCAUUUCACCUCCACCUGUUACUCAUCCAUUACCCAGAAUCCAUUAUUGCAGCAGCUCUCUUCUUUAUGCAGCUUUACAUCAGCUUUCAGCAUCUUCAGGAUCUCCAGAUCUGCUCUCACCUGUGCAGCCAUGGCCCUGAAUGCUGACAGUGACACAAAGGCACCAUUUAUAUGGAAAUGUGAAGAAAUAAUACAAACAUUUUUAUCUUUCCAAAAGCUUUUAUGAAUAAUUGCACUAAGUUUUUGCAAAGGUGCAGCAGAACACGUGGUGUUCAGGCUUCUUCUUCAUACCUGCUCUUCUCUCUGACAUGCUGGAUAGCAACUUCUGGACUAAACGCUGAUUUAUGGCGACCUCAGCCCUCAGAGCUGAUCACAGUUUGUUAGUUUCUGUUUUCACACCUGCCUGUGAGAGCUCACUGCAUGUUCCAGAGCAGGGGUGUAGAUCUGGCAGGUCAGAGGUCCACUAUUUAAAUGCUCAGAUCUUUGAGCCACUUAUGGCUUUCCCUGGCAACACGGCGCUCCAUCGUGCUGAAACAGCGCCUUCGUCCUCAAACUUCCUGCUGAAUUUCAGCCUGUCCUUGAUGGUGUUCUCAGACAGAAGUGGCUUCUUUGUUGGUCAGGACUGCCGUCCAUCCAGAUGCAUGGUCAAUGAUGACCAAGCUCUGCACUGGUGGACUCACAGUUCUGGAGUUUUCUGGAUACUUAAAAUCUUCUUUAGCGCAGCUAAACGUCUCAGCUGGAAGUUUUUGAUAAUCUGCUUUGUUCUUAGAAGGUAAUUCCUGUGGGACAUUCAGGGCAUUGCUGCCAAACUGAACACAGCGCUCACUCACAGCAGUCAGGCUGCUAGUUACAGUGAUACAGCGACCAGCUCUGUUGGUGUCAUGGCCACAAAGAAAUUAAGUUAGCUGACUUUUCUCUGCACAAGAGGCAAAAUCUGCAAAAUGCAGCAUUUGUGCACCGCCUUCACUGUAAUGUGUGCCUAAUUGCGGGUGAAUAAUGUUUGAGUGGAAAGCCAACAGGAAUACCUUGUUAAUUCUUUGAACAAACUAGAUUCUUGAUCCCAUGUCACAAAUUUCCAUGAGAUAUAAAACUCUGCUAAAUCAUAAUAAUGGGCAGAAAAAAAUAUAUAAUUUUAAAAUUCUCUUCAGGCCAGACUGAAGCUCUUGGAAGUGCAGCAGUAGAUCAGUUUGUGGCUCAUAACGGUCACCAGAACUGCUCUGACCACCAGGCAGGAUCUGAUUUUAGUGAAUAGGAGGAAAAACAUGGCCCUCAAACUGGAUUUACAGACAAAAUCAUUACUGUUACAUCAGACCAGUAGCUGUUUCCUUCAGGAUGAAACAGAUUUCUCUGCAUUUUCUGUUUAUUUUCAGACUUUCUGUAAGACGGAGGCAAUUUUUACCAAAGAAAGGAGACAGCUCCCAGCAAAUGUUGUCUAUGCCUUGUUUAUCGCCUCCUCUUAUCCUCCGUUUGUAUUUUACGUUAGCUUUACUUGUCAUGUGGAAACUAUACAUUUGCAAACUUUGUGUCUUUUGGAAAUAAAACUCUAAAAAAAAA
Molecule: messenger RNA, 3690 nt
Organism: Fundulus heteroclitus (mummichog)
Lineage: Eukaryota; Metazoa; Chordata; Actinopteri; Cyprinodontiformes; Fundulidae
Product: protein kinase C and casein kinase substrate in neurons protein 1
Exons: 10
Coding region: 380-1546 (388 amino acids)
Biological process (GO): plasma membrane tubulation; regulation of endocytosis; cytoskeleton organization
Cellular component (GO): plasma membrane; endosome; cytoplasm
Molecular function (GO): protein binding; phospholipid binding
Source: RefSeq, a predicted model, not a curated record